AUACCCGAACAUUUUAGACUCUCCAGUCUUCCUGUCCUUUCCUUAGACCUUUGUCUCCUUAUCUCAUCUCACACAAAAAAACACAAUAUGCGUCCUCUAACCGAAGAAGAAAGCAAAGCAGUCUUCACAAAACUCGCCAAUUAUAUUGGAAAGAAUUUGAUUCAUCUCAUAGACCGCUCAGAUGAACCCUAUUGCUUCAGGCUACAAAAAGACAGGGUGUACUAUGUCUCUGAAUCGUCAAUGCGCCUCAGCAUAUCUGUCGCUCGUCCAAAUCUCGUCAGCUUGGGAACGUGUUUUGGGAAAUUCAGCAAAUCUGGCAAAUUCAAAUUGCAUAUAACUGCUCUCGAUUACAUCGCACAAUAUGCAAAGUACAAGGUCUGGAUAAAACCUAACGGUGAAAUGCCUUUCCUAUAUGGCAACCAUGUUGUGAAAGCACACCUUGGUAGAAUAACGGAAGACACUCCUGAGCACCAGGGUGUCAUCGUGUUCAACAUGAACGAUGUUCCAUUGGGUUUUGGCGUAACAGCGCGAUCAACAGUCGACACGCGGAAACUAGAUCCAACGUCCAUCAUAGUAUUCCACCAAGCCGACGUCGGAGAAUAUCUACGAGACGAGGAAACGCUCUUCUGAUUGGCGUCUCAUCUCAUUCCCUUCUUUUCUUUGUUUUGCUCUCGUCACUGGUCACUGGGAAGUUUACAUGGACCCAUUCGUAGUAUAUAGCUAUCAACGGUUUUGAAGUGCUCGACCGUGCUGUAGAUCAUGUAUGUGUGCAAACACGUACCUACCUCGUCUUUCAUAGAGUUGCCGAUAAAAGUAUUGUAUCACAGUACAACCAAUUCAAAUUUCACUCUUUUGCAUUUGCAUCACAA
This is a messenger RNA of Serpula lacrymans var. lacrymans S7.9, 869 nucleotides long. RefSeq lists its product as uncharacterized. The record is from RefSeq and is a predicted model, not a curated record. Gene Ontology annotation, biological process: ribosome assembly; ribosomal large subunit biogenesis. Gene Ontology annotation, cellular component: preribosome, large subunit precursor; nucleus; nucleolus. The transcript has 6 exons. NCBI's taxonomy places the organism in Eukaryota, Fungi, Basidiomycota, Agaricomycetes, Boletales, Serpulaceae. Gene Ontology annotation, molecular function: RNA binding. The coding region runs from base 88 to 630 and encodes 180 amino acids.